UCAUCUCUUCUUGUUCUACCCAACAAGUUUCAACUCUCUCAAAGUCUCCUAUCCUCUCAAAAAUGGCAGCCCCAAUCUCCCUCUGCCUUCUCCUGCUGGCUCUCUUCUGCCAAACCCAUAUCUCCUUUUCCACUACCGCCCCAGCAAUCGACCACAGCCAUCCGUUGAGCAUCUCAACCCGGGAUGUUCAUGAUCUGCUCCCAACGUACGGUCUCCCAAAGGGUAUCCUUCCAAACAAUGUAAAGUCGUACACUCUGUCAACCACUGGGGACUUCACCAUAGAGUUGGAAAGCACGUGUUACGUUCAAUUUGAUCAAUUGGUUUACUAUGAGAAGAAGAUCAAAGGGAAGCUAAGUUAUGGAGCUGUGCAUGAUGUGUCUGGGAUUCAGGCAAAGAAGCUCAUCAUCUGGUUGCCUGUUACUGGGAUUGAGGUUGAUGAUAAAUCUGGUAUGGUUCAGUUUUUUUUCGGAGCUUUCUCUGAGAAGCUGCCCCCCAAGCAGUUUGAAGAUAUUCCUGUUUGUAAGGGCGACGCCUUUCUGAGGGCCGACCGUGCUUCUAUGUGAAUUGGGAAUCAAUGCCUUGGUUCUGUUGCAGGUGGGAGCAACCUUACAUUUUCUGUUUUACUUCAUACUCCCAUUUAAGCAUUCUAGUUAUGUGAUCUGCGGAAGCAACUCAAAUAACAUCUUUGAAUAUCCAAUUAUGUUUGGUGCUACAUAAAACUGUAUGUUUGUUUCCACAACACAGAACAAUUGAUAUGAGAAAUAGUAAAAUUUGUCCUGUAGAUGUAAGAUUUUACAUCAUUUAUAUAAUAAUGAAGGAAAAUUACUGUGAAUAGCUUUUGCUUCUCUA
Messenger RNA from Theobroma umbraticum, 849 nucleotides. RefSeq names its product DUF538 family protein, putative (Protein of unknown function, DUF538). The record is from RefSeq and is a predicted model, not a curated record. NCBI's taxonomy places the organism in Eukaryota, Viridiplantae, Streptophyta, Magnoliopsida, Malvales, Malvaceae.